AUGUUCUCCCUUUUUUUCUUUCCUUUUUCUUCUGUGCACCAGAAGAAAAAGAGUUAUAUCACUAUCUAUCUAUCUAUCUAUCUAUCUAUCUAUCUAUUAUAUACCAUUCAUAAUUUUUCCUUCUUUCUCACCUACUCCACUCUCACCAUUUUUCUUAUUUUUUCUUUCUCUCUAUUUCUCUGUCUUCACUUUUACUUUAUUUUAUCCCCUUCUUUUUUCCUGUUUCUUUUGGAUUUUUUCAUUCUGAUUUUUUUAACAUUUCUUUUCUUUUUUUUCUCACUCUCCUCAUUACAUUAUUUCUUCCUUUUCUCACUUAUAAUUAAGUAUUCUCUCUCUCUCUCUCUCUCUCUACUGUGCUUUGUCUACCUCCAUUUUGAUUACAGUCAAUUUAUUCUGGAUGCAAAUGCUAGAAAAAGGAUAUUCUGGUCUCAUGGAGAUAACUGGGUUAAUGAAGCUGCCCUUAAUAACAAUCUCUUCCAAGAUGGGUGA
Acanthosepion pharaonis is the source of this 489-nucleotide messenger RNA. NCBI's taxonomy places the organism in Eukaryota, Metazoa, Mollusca, Cephalopoda, Sepiida, Sepiidae. The record is from the annotation of a GenBank genome assembly.